GUUUGAAUUACAGCUCGGCAUUUACGACAUAUCCAGCUCAGUCUGCAUUCAAAGACCGAGAUCUGUCCAUCCGCUGGUGAAUUAUGCACGGCCGUGUGAAGGUGAAGACGACAGCGCAGCAGGAGGAGGAGAAGAGGAAGGAGAGAGAGAAGAAGCUGAAGGCCUUUGUGUGCGCGCGCGACUCUGUGCUGAAGAAGAGGAGCGCUGGAGAACAUGACGAGGAGGCUCUUGAUCUCACACAGCAGCUUCUGUCCUCAAACCCAGACUUCGCCACACUCUGGAACUACAGGAGAGAAGUGCUGCUGCAUCUGGAGACGCUGCGAGAGAAGGAUGAGGUGCAGAAGCUGUACGAGUCUGAACUGCACUUCAUUGAGGCCUGUCUGAAAGUCAACCCCAAAUCUUACGGCUGUUGGCACCACCGCAGCUGGGUGAACACUCGUCUCCCGCAGCCCGACUGGACACGCGAGCUGGGCCUCUGCGACCGCUGCCUCAGCCUGGACGAACGCAACUUCCACUGCUGGGAUUACCGCCGGUUGGUGGUGAAGGAGUCUGGCGUUUCCGUGGAGCAGGAGCUGCAGUUCACCGACCGUCUGAUUGGCUCCAAUUUCUCCAACUACUCCAGCUGGCAUUACAGGAGCACACUGUUACCUCAGCUCCGCCCACAGCCGGUGCUGGACUCCGCCCACAACACAAGCCCCUCCCCCUCCGCCUCGCCUCAGAGUCACUCGCACAGAGUCUGCGAGGAGCAGCUGCUGAAAGAGUAUGAGCUGGCCCAUAAUGCCUUCUUCACUGACCCCAAUGACCAGAGCGCUUGGUUCUACUACCGCUGGCUGCUGGGCAGAGCGGAGAGAGAGGAGAUGAUCAGCUGUGUGUACGUCAGCAGGGAGGGUGAGAGAGUUUCCGUCGCCUUCUCCAAACCUGUUCACGCCGGGUCAGUGGGUCUGAUGUUGGUUCUGGACGGUCAGCCUCAACAGGUGCAGUGGAGAAAUGCACAUCCCCGUCUGCGCCACAGUCCUGUCUGGCUGUGUGAUCUUCCUGCCGGCUCCAUCAGUGACACCAGUAAUGAACACAACCUGACCAUUCACUGGACAGACAAACACACACACAGAGACUGUGCUCUCUACACGGGCUGUGCUGAAAGCUGGUGUAGAGACUCCGCCACUGAUCAGGAGCUGUUCAGGAGUGAGCUGUCAGUAGAGAAGAGUUCAGUUCUUCAGGCUGAGCUUCAGUCCUGCAAUCAGCUGCUGGAUCUCGAACCUCAGAACAAAUGGUGUCUGCUGACCAUCAUCCUCCUGAUGAGAGCUCUGGAUCCUCUGGGCCAUGAGAAAGAGACUCUGACCCAUUUUCAAACCCUUAAAGAAGUGGAUGCGAUGCGCUCCUCCUACUACAGUGACCUGUGCAGUAAGUUUUUGAUUGAAAACACCAUCCUGAAAAUGGAGUAUGCAGAGGUGCGCGUCUUCAGCCUCUCCAAUAAGAAACUGACCACCUUGUGUCACCUGGAUCAGCUUCUGCUGGUCACACACAUCAACCUGUCGUCCAAUCAGCUGCAGCAUCUGCCGCCUCAGUUCAGCAUGCUACAGUGUCUGGAGGUGCUGGAGGCUGAUGAUAACGCCAUCGAAAGUCUGGAGGGUCUCUAUCAUCUGCCUAAGCUAGAGGAAGUUUCUCUGAAGAACAACAAAAUCUGCAAAGUGUCUGAUCUGGAAACACUGGCGACCUGCACCAAACUGACCAGACUGGACCUGCGUGGAAACCCUGUCCACAAAACUGACGACCUGGAGUCUGAGCUCAGCCUGAUCCUGCCAUUGGUCACUGCCCUGUCUCUCUGAUAUGUGUGUGUGUGUACUUGUUUUUAUCUCCCAGUGGGGACUUAAACCUGAAUGCACACAGACUUAUGGGGACUUGUGUCACUGCGGGCACCAGAAUUGAUGGGUUAACAUGCUUAUAGAUCAGACAGAAUUAAGUAUUUUAAAUAUGUAAAGGGGCAGAUUGUUUGCUGUGAGGGUUGGUUUAGGGGUACAGUUGGAGGAGGGGAGGGAAUAUACAGUUUGUAUAGUAGAAACAUCAUUACAUCUAUGAGAGUCCCCACUGGGAUAUAGGAGCCAGUCUGAGUGUGUGUGUGUCUGUACUGGUUUUGGUGGUUUACAAGAACAGACAUUUGUAAAAUGACAUGAGUAAGGCCUACUGUAGGUAUUACAGCAUUGAUGUGGUUUAUGAGGACAGGCCUUGAGUCCUUGUAAGUCAAAACCCUUAAAAAUCAUACUUCAGGGUCUUUUGACAUUCAGAUUUUGCCACAGGUUUACAGUGAGGGUUGGGUUUAGUGGUAGGGGAGGGAUUAUGGCAUAUAAUAGGAGUUUUUUUUUUACUGUAUAAAAUGUAUGGAGAGUCCCCGUAAACCAUAUAUACUGUACUAGUGUGUGUGACAUACUAACUGUACCACUUUAGAGACCCCUUAGAGCAAUUUCUGAACAUGUAACUCACGAGCUGGACCUAAUAGGACUUAAAGGGAUAGUUCACUCAAAAAUGAAACCAAGAUACUUUGAGGAAUGUUCCUGCUGUUCUUUUCUACAUGAAGAGGAUUGUUGGAAUUUAGAGGUAUUUCACCUGAAAAAAAAAACACAAAAAAAAAACACCACAGCAGAUGUUGAUUUUUGAGUGAACUAUCCCUUUAAAAAUAUUCAGCCUCUUUGUGUGUGUGUGUGUGCGUGCGUGCGUGCGUGCGUGUGUGUGUGUCAGUGUUUGUGUGUGAGACGAAUAACGGUUCACAUUUCAACAAAGAGCUCUGUAUAAAGGCCUCACUGCAUGCUGAUGGAGAGAAAUGUUCUGGUCACGUCUGCUGUUACUUUUAAGUUCUCAAUGAUCCGUUUGGCCAAAGAUAUUAGUGACGUUUCAGUGAAGAUGCAGAUAUUCGGCUGUGCGUUUCUUGUAUCGUAUGAAUCUCCAUGCCAGUAAAGAAACUGUUUAAUCUCC
This is a messenger RNA of Danio rerio (zebrafish), 2967 nucleotides long. It is a transcript of the gene rabggta, whose product is annotated as Rab geranylgeranyltransferase subunit alpha. The record is from RefSeq and is marked validated. Gene Ontology annotation, molecular function: Rab geranylgeranyltransferase activity; prenyltransferase activity; zinc ion binding. Lineage: Eukaryota; Metazoa; Chordata; Actinopteri; Cypriniformes; Danionidae. Gene Ontology annotation, cellular component: cytoplasm. Gene Ontology annotation, biological process: prenylation.